CGGGACCGUGUCGUCAGAUUAAGGUCCAACCAUGAGCAGAGCAGUCCUGAAGAAGCGAAGCAGCGGGGCCAGUCUGGCCGACCCUGACUUGAACAUCAGGAGGAUGGAGAACAGCAGAGAGCAGCGGGUCCAGGACGACGUACCUCCUCCUCAACCGGAGCCAACCCGGGAACCAAACGGCCACAUGGACGAGGAGGAAGGCGUCACCCUACCCGAAGUCAUCGAAAAGAACUACGCCACCAAGAAGAGGAGCCCCAUCAAGGUUCUCAACAACUCGCCGGUGGUCAUCGACGAUUUUCGCGCGAAGCUGAAGAUCCACCAGCUUCAGACAGAGCUGAUGAAGAAGAAGAUGGAGUGCGACUACCUCCGCGAGGAGGCCAAGCAGCUGACGGACGAGCUCAAGUUCGAGAGGUUCAUGCUGAAGAAAAAGACCAACGAAGCGAUCAGCGCGCUCCAGGAGAAGAACAAGGAAAUGACGAAGGAGAACCAGGAUCUUAAGAAGAAGGAACUGGAAACGAAGAAGGCGAUCGGCGAGCUGGAUAAGAGCAUGGGGAAUACCAAGGCGAUGCUGAAAGAGGCGGAGGACAAAAUGGACAGCGUGGAGAAGGAAAAGCUUCGCGCCGUGGCGGAUCUUGAGGAACUUCGGUCAGUAAACCGUCGUCUGCUCGCGGAAAAGCGGGAGGCAAAAGUAGCAGAGGUGGAAGCGACUCACCGAGCAAGCGAAGCGGAGAGGGUAGCGCAAGAGGAGCUCAAGAAACGGCAGGAAGCAGAGACGAAGCACGAAGAACUUCUCGAGCAGAGGGAGAGCAUCAAGAAAGAGCGGGACGAGGUCAAACAGGUGUAUACCUCGCUGCAAGAACAGCUGGAAAUGGAGGAAGAGAAGCGGAAGGAGUUUCCGUCAAUUUCAACCCAGACGAACGUUCGCACUUGUCUGCUGUGUUCCAGCGACAGAGAGCACAAGGCCGGCCACCAAGCAGGCGGCAACGGCAGCAGGGGAAAGCCGGCAGCUUCGGGCAACGGGGCCGGCCGCGGCCAGCUUCCGUCCGUCAAAGCGGCGGUUCGGCGCCGCAGAAGCUCGGGGUUGAUGCAGCCCCACCCUCCUUACGAGGACAUCACGGUGGAGGAGUCGGCGGAGGAUGGGAUGCUGAACAUCUCGAUCCACGCCCCGUGGCUGCUGAAGCAUCAGGCGGCGGACCCCUACAUGGCCACGCCGCCCGGGUACUACGGGUACGGGUACGCCGUGCUGCCGUACGGGGUGGAUGACGAGGACCUGGAGGGAGAAGAGGAUUCUACUGUGGGUAAAAACGACGAGUGAACUGGUCAUACGUGUACGGCAGUACUCUCCAAGCAGA
Branchiostoma belcheri (Belcher's lancelet) is the source of this 1352-nucleotide messenger RNA. RefSeq names its product peripheral-type benzodiazepine receptor-associated protein 1-like. NCBI's taxonomy places the organism in Eukaryota, Metazoa, Chordata, Leptocardii, Amphioxiformes, Branchiostomatidae. The record is from RefSeq and is a predicted model, not a curated record. The transcript has 2 exons. Bases 32 to 1315 code for a protein of 427 amino acids.